Dictyostelium discoideum AX4 is the source of this 2559-nucleotide messenger RNA. RefSeq lists its product as hypothetical. The record is from RefSeq and is a predicted model, not a curated record. The transcript has a single exon. The coding region runs from base 1 to 2559 and encodes 852 amino acids. Lineage: Eukaryota; Evosea; Eumycetozoa; Dictyosteliales; Dictyosteliaceae.
AUGGACAAAAUGAAUAAAAAGAUAAAACUAGAUAGAGAUAUGGAAUUUUUAUUUUGGAAAAUUUGGAAAAAUAAUAUAUUAAGGAAAGAAAUUAUAUCUUUAUUACCUAAAAGCUUUCAAAAUUAUGAAAUACCAUUUUAUACAUACAAAUAUGAAGAGAUUUAUUCAAGUGAAUGGAUGAUAUUGAAUAAUCAUCUUGGCUUACUAAAAGAUAAAGUCAAUAGAAAAGAAUACCUUACAUUCAAUUAUGGUGUUAUUGAUAAAGAUAAUAUUAAUUUACAUAUAAAAAGUGGUAAUAACGCUAGUAUUAGUUGCAGUGGAGCACAAUUUAAAAAAACAAUUUUCAAUUGCUUUGAAAAGGAUGACAUUCAAGAUCAAGAAACUUUUUAUUAUGCUCUAUUUAAAAAUUAUAGUGAUAUAUUUUUAAAUUCUUUUCAAAAUACAUUAUCAGUCUUAGUAAAGUAUGAUUGUUUAUCAGGUUUUAACGUUUUAUCAAUAAUUGGUAAACAAGAACAAGAAAAAGUUGGUCAUAGUUUUUGGGUUCAUAAAGAUUUAUUAUUCAUUUCAAUAAAUUCAAGUUCUUUUAAAAUUGCAAAUUUCUUAUUCAAAAAUUUUAAUCACCUUUUUAAAUUUUCUGAAAAAGAAAUAAUAAAUUCAAUUGUCAAAAAUGAUGAAACAAAAAAUUUAAUUAAAAAAUUAGAAUUUUUUCAACAAGAUAUUUUACCAUUUUUAAAAUCAUCAAAUAAUAAUAAUAAUAAUAAUAAUAAUAAUAAUAAUAAUAAUAAUAAUAAUAAUAAUAAUAAUAAUAAUAAUAAUAAUAAUAAUAAUAAUAAUAAUAAUUAUCAAAUUAGUAAUAUUACAUUUAAAUUUUCAUUUUAUGAAACUACAACAUUAAUGGAACUUUUAAAUUGUUGUAUUUGUCUAAAUAAUAUUAAAGUAAAUCUAGAAAAUUAUAUGAAAUCAUUACAACUUGAUUUAUUAGCACAUAGUAAAGCAUUUUCACUAUUUUUAAAUUCAUUAAAAAUUAAUAAUAUCAGUGAUCUUUUAUUAUCAGAAUCAGAGUUAAAAAAUAUGAAAGAUUUAUUAAUUGUGGAAUUUGGUGAAUCAAUGAAUAAUCUACCAGUAUAUCAACUUCAAAAAUCAAAUUUAAUCAUUGAAAAAUUAUUAAAAAUGGUUUUACCAUUCAUAAGUUUACGUGCAUUAGAUGAUUCAAGUGAAACGAGUAUUAGUUGGUUCGAAGAUAGUUUGCAAUACUUGAUUUGUUACAAUAAAUCAUUUCCAAAUCCAAAUUUAUUGAAAAAACACUUUCCAUCAAUAUCUGCAGAAAACCUAACGAAUCUUCAAUUCAAAUAUGGAUUUUACAAUUCAGAUUGUUUAAGUCAUAUUACACCUAUUGAUGUUUUAUUUCAGUUUCAAGUUGAUAAAGAAAAAAGAAAACAAUACAUUAGUUCACUCAUUAAAAAUAUUCAUUUGAUGAGAGAUAAAACUGGAAAACCUUUUUCUCAUCAAAUAAAGAUUUUAAAAACAACUUCAAGAUUAUGUUAUUUAAAUGAUUUAGAUUCUAUUAAAUUGGUUUAUAAUUUAUUAGAAAAAGAUACGAAUAGAUUUCAUUUAUUACCUGAAUUAAAAUAUUGGAAUUGUGAUAUAUUAGAUUAUUUUAAAAGUCAACCAGAAUUUAAAAUUAAUUUCAAUUUUUUAAUAAAGAAUUGUGCUCCAAAAUCAGUUUUAAAUCAUUAUUUUAAAAAAUAUUAUAAUGGUUCAGAUGGAAUUGAAGAUGAAGAUAAUAAUAAUAAUAGUAAUAAUAAUAAUAAUAAUAAUAAUAAUAAUAAUAAUAAUAAUAAUAAUAAUAAUAAUAAUAAUAAUAAUAAUAAUAAUAAUAAUAAUAAUAGUUUGAAUAAUGAUGAUAACGAUUUAAGUACACUUGAACAACUUAAAACUAUAAUUGAUCAAAGAAGUAAUGAAAGAUUUUCAGAAACUACUAUUAUUCAAUUAAUGGAAAAGAAUUUAUCAAAACAAUGGGUUGAUGCAAUAAAUUGGAUUUAUUUGAAUAAGAAUGAAGAUUUCAAAGUAGAGUAUUUAGGCUCAGCAAUCUUUAAACUUUUUAAAUAUAAUAAAGGUAUAUUUCUAAAUGAUCCAAAAGAUUUUCUAAAUAUGCCUUUAACCGUCCUAAAUCAAAUUGGUGAAAGGUCAUGCGAAAGUAAUUUAUCAUUCCUUUCAAAUAUAAUUGAAACCUUUCAAAAUUCUGGAGUACCAUUUUUUUUCGAAAAUUCAAUUUCUGGAAAUAAUCAUGCUUGUUUUCCAACAACAAUAAUAUUAAAAAGAGCAAUUGAAAUGGGAAAUUUGCAUUUGAUUAAAUAUUGUUAUAAAAACCAUCCAUUCCUUUUUGAAAAUUCUGAAAAUAACCAUGAUAAAUCCAGAUUUCAUACAUCAAUCGUUGAAAGGGCAUUGGAGAAUGGUCAUUUAUCACUUUCUAUUUUCUUAUAUUCAAUUUUAAAAUCAAGGGUUCUCUAUCAAGAAAAUGAAAAUAAUUUUUUAUUAUGUUAUGAUAAAAUAAAAUAA